AUGCCGGCGUCGGUGUCGUCGCCCUCCCCCGAUCUGCCGGCGGAAGCUACUACUCCCGAUGACAGGGAUCCUCAUAUCGCCCGAGACAGGCCUUUUCCCCGACGCCUCAGGACGCCCGCUAAGCUCGUUCGCCUCGGGGUGCGGAAUCGCCGUCACGAGUACCUGGUGAAGACGCCGUCGUAUUUUGACAGCCUGGAUCAUGAACUUGCUGAUCCUAUCUUGUACGAGCGCCUCGUCAAGAGAUUCCAAACUCCAGCCGAGCGUGAGGCAGAUGGAAAGGCCAAGGGUUAUGGUCGCACUCUCGAAGCGGACCUCAUCAGAGGCGAGACCAAGCUCGCCAACGUCCAUCAGUCAGCCGAGCAGCCCAAUGGCCAUAGCAGCAGCAGCAGUCUGGAUCCGGACAGUUCGAAAGUGGUGGGCGACGGGGGCGUAGGUACCAAUGCCUGGGAUGCCGAGGCAGAAAACAAAGAGCAUGGCAUGCAACUGUGGCAUGCCUACCUCGAGGCCCGCUUUGUGGAGGGGAUGGAUGAAGAAUUCGACUACAGCCAAGUCGACGAUAAUGACCAGUAUGACACCAUGGCCAUCCGGGAUGCCGAAGACGCCUGGUUCGAUAACGAAGAGCCAAGCUGGGCGGACUGUGCCUCGCAGUCUCCUGUCAGGCGAGGAGAGACGGGCAUACAAGACUUUUGA
Messenger RNA from Trichoderma reesei QM6a, 690 nucleotides. RefSeq lists its product as uncharacterized. The transcript is spliced from 2 exons. Lineage: Eukaryota; Fungi; Ascomycota; Sordariomycetes; Hypocreales; Hypocreaceae. The record is from RefSeq and is a predicted model, not a curated record. The coding region runs from base 1 to 690 and encodes 229 amino acids.